Molecule: messenger RNA, 1615 nt
Organism: Sphaerodactylus townsendi
Lineage: Eukaryota; Metazoa; Chordata; Lepidosauria; Squamata; Sphaerodactylidae
Gene: SLC25A32
Product: solute carrier family 25 member 32
Biological process (GO): folate import into mitochondrion; nucleotide transport
Cellular component (GO): mitochondrion
Molecular function (GO): folic acid transmembrane transporter activity; FAD transmembrane transporter activity
Source: RefSeq, a predicted model, not a curated record
UUUCCUAUUCACACCCCUCAAACCACCGGGUGUGCAAUGCUGUGCCCUGAUUGGUAGAACUACCCGUCAGUUCCCGGUAUGUGCUGCCUAUGACGGAAAGAGGUCAAAGAACAACACAGCUCAUUGAUCCGAAGUUAUUGUCUACGGACUGCGUAAAGGGUCAUUAUUCUGCAGGAGGGGACUCUCUUUCGUGCGCUCUCUUUUCAUGACCAUCACCGCCGCCGUCCGGGGGGCUCCGGCACCGGCAUGUACGGUGGCGGGGGCCGCGUCUGCUCCCACGCCGGCGCCUCCUGCGGCGCGGUCCUUCUUCAGACACGUGCGCUUUGAGAACUUGGUGGCCGGGCUGAGCGGCGGGGUCGUCUCCACGCUGGUGCUGCAUCCCCUGGAUCUAGUGAAGAUCCGCUUCGCAGUGAGUGAUGGCUUGCAACUCAGACCAAAAUACAAUGGACAAGGUCCAUCGCUCACUUGCUUUAUUCACGAAUGCAUCUGGAAACCAUGGAAAGAGUUACGUGGUCUGUACCAAGGGGUAACUCCAAAUAUAUGGGGAGCAGGUGUCUCUUGGGGUCUCUACUUUUUCUUCUAUAAUGCCAUUAAAGCUUACAAGACAGAGGAUAAGGCAGAAAACUGGCGGGCUUGGAGCUGGCUGAACUUACCUGAGUGUCGGCUGCUGAGGCACAAUGGAGCAAUGACCCUCUGUAUUACAAACCCCAUUUGGGUGACAAAGACUCGGCUUGUGUUACAAUAUGAAGCUGGUGUUGAUCCAUCAAAGAGGCAGUACCAGGGGAUGGUAGAUGCCCUUAUAAAAAUAUAUAAGAGUGAAGGCAUACGUGGCUUAUACAAGGGUUUUGUACCUGGUCUGUUUGGAACAAGUCAUGGAGCAUUGCAAUUCAUGGCAUAUGAAGAACUUAAGUCAAAAUAUAAUAAGCAUUGGAACAGGCCAUCAGAUUCAAAACUGAGCACUUCAGAGUAUAUUGCUAUGGCAGCAUUGUCGAAAAUUUUUGCCGUUUCAGCAACAUAUCCAUAUCAGGUCGUGAGGGCACGGCUCCAGGAUCAGCACAACAGAUAUUCGGGAGUAGUGGAUGUAAUUCGUAGAACAUGGAGGAAAGAAGGUGUUCAUGGAUUUUACAAAGGAAUUGUACCUAAUGUACUCAGAGUUACGCCUGCAUGCUGCAUUACAUUUGUUGUGUAUGAAAAAGUAUCCCAGUUACUUAGCUUUAAAAAUAGCAGCUGAAUCCUGAAGAUUGCAUCAAGAAGAGGAUCAGUAUCAAAUACCUGCCGGUUUUAAGACUUAAUUUAUCUGUUAUUCAGAGAAGAAUCAAGAAUAGAGCACAUUUUGUUUUGACAGAGACAGUGGAAUCUGAAAGUCUGCUCCUGGAAUUUUCCACCACAACUUUGCGUCUGAGAGGCUAGAUGCAGCUCAGAAAUAACACGGCAUAUUUUAAUUUAUUCUAUAGUGAAUGCCCUCUUUAGCUCUGUUCUGUGAAUAGCAAUGGACUCUGAAUUGAGAAAUGGCAGAAAGGUCAUGAAGUCAGAAUAUUAGAAGGUACAAUAUUUGGGAUGCUGCAAAUAUAAGGGGGUCACCAAGUUAUAUCACUAAUAAAUGGUGUGUAUUUGU